This is a messenger RNA of Botrytis porri, 921 nucleotides long. RefSeq lists its product as uncharacterized. The record is from RefSeq and is a predicted model, not a curated record. Gene Ontology annotation, biological process: transmembrane transport. The transcript has 2 exons. Gene Ontology annotation, molecular function: transmembrane transporter activity. The coding region runs from base 1 to 921 and encodes 306 amino acids. Lineage: Eukaryota; Fungi; Ascomycota; Leotiomycetes; Helotiales; Sclerotiniaceae.
AUGAACGAAGAACCACCGUCAUCUCCUGGACAAGGGAAUGCUGAUUCCCACCCCGAACCAAAUUCAACCAAACGACACGGCUGGCAAUUUUGGGCCAUUUUCCCGGGCUUGUGUCUUGCAUCUGUAUUGUGUGCACUCGAUUCUACAAUCUUAUCAACCGCUUUACCUACAAUUACCUCCAAUUUGAAUUCUUCAUCAAGCUACGUUUGGGUCAUUAAUGCUUAUACAGUCACCUUCACUGCAAUACAGCCAUUUUAUGGACAAUUUGCUGAUAUUUUUGGACGAAAAGUGCCACUAUUAUUAGGCUUCAUGGCUCUACCUUUAUACAUGCCCUUCGAGAACUCACCAUUCUCAGCCAUACCAAUGGUUCCAUUUGGCAUUCUAGGCGGAUUUUGGAUUGCUAAAGUUGGAUAUUAUCGACUAAACCAAGUUCUAGGGUUUGCACUUGCUACGGUUGCCAUUGGAUGCUUUAGCAAUCUGGAUCAGAAUUCUUCUACAGCCGUUUGGGUCAUACUGCAGAGAGUUUUCGCAGCCGGUGCUGGAAUUGUGCUUACAGCUACAUUACCUGCAAUACAAGCACCGCUCCUAGAAUCCGACGUCGCGACCGCCACCGCAAUAUGGGGAUUUGUUCAAAGUUUGGGGUUUGUUUGCGGUGUUGCCUUACCUUCCAGUAUCUUCGAAGCGAAGUUUAGAAGUAUGAUUUACACCAUUGAUGGUGAUAGUUUGAGGCGAGUGUUGCAAGCUAGAGGUGCUUACGAGCAUGCUUUGAAGGUAUUCAUCACAUCUCUAUCAAAGGAGUUGCAAAUGCAGAUUGUGACACUGUUCGUGGUUAGCUUGAAGCUUGUGUGGGAGGUUGGAUUGGCAUUUGCUAUCUUUGGAUUAUUCUCGUCUUUUUUUGUGCAGGAUAUUGAGGUAGAGUAA